Molecule: messenger RNA, 2497 nt
Organism: Carya illinoinensis
Lineage: Eukaryota; Viridiplantae; Streptophyta; Magnoliopsida; Fagales; Juglandaceae
Product: wall-associated receptor kinase 2-like
Exons: 3
Coding region: 107-2407 (766 amino acids)
Biological process (GO): protein phosphorylation; cell surface receptor signaling pathway
Cellular component (GO): plasma membrane
Molecular function (GO): ATP binding; protein serine/threonine kinase activity; calcium ion binding
Source: RefSeq, a predicted model, not a curated record
ACUUGAAGUCUCUCUAUGUUAGCUUGUUUUAUAAGAGGGAACUGCAAAGAAAGACAAGUUAUUUCGGAAGCACUGAAGCACAGAUCAGACAAACAGAAGGUCAGCCAUGGCUUUGCCUGGAAAGCUUUUGGAACAACUAGUAGUGCUGCUACAUCUGAUUACUGGGGUCCAGCUAGUUUUAUCAGCACCUCAACCCAAUGAUCCGAGCUGCAACCGCACAUGCGGAAAUGUUAGCAUCCCCUACCCAUUUGGUACAAGCAAGGGCUGCUACCUUGAUUCAUCUUUUCUCAUCAUAUGUAACUACUCUUUCCAGCCCCCAAAACCAUUUCUGGGCGUUGAUCAUAAUAUAGAUGUCCUCAACAUCUCUCCUGAUGGUGAACUUCGAGUCUCAAACUUGGUAUUCCGUCGUUGCCAAUGGUGGCCAGAGUUUGAUAAUCAGCCUAGUCUCAGCCGCAUCUCUGCCUUGCUCAACUUGUCGAAAUUUAGCAUCUCACUUGAGAAGAACAGUAUCUUUGCCGUCGGUUGUAACUUUUACGCCUAUAUUAGUGGCUCGCAUGAACAAGAUUAUACGUUCAUGUCUGGGUGCAUAUCAUUCUGUGGCAACAGUUCCGGUUUGGUUAACGGCUCUUGCUCUGGCCUUGGCUGUUGCCAUUCUGCAAUCCCAGAAAACACAACGAAUUAUAAUUUGAACGUUCAGAGCAUGUACACUAAUGGAUCCGGCAGAACCUCGGGGCAAUCAUGUGGUUUAGGUUUUAUAGGGGAAACACAGGCAUACAACUUUUCCACCUUAGAUUUUACAAAUUUAACGAAAAGGGAGACUGUACCCCUGGUGCUUGAUUGGGCAGUUGGAAAUAAGACGUGCAAAGAUGCUCAGAAAAGUAUGACAAGCUAUUUAUGCAAAGCAGCAAAUAGUAGUUGUUCGGAACCCCAUGGUCGUGGGUAUAUUUGCAAGUGUCCCCCAGGUUAUCAAGGGAACCCAUACCUUCCUGAUGAACACAAGGAUAGUUGCCAAGAUAUUGAUGAGUGCAAAGAUCUUGAUCGGAAUCCCUGCAAUGCUACUGCAACAUGUACCAACACUAUCGGGAACUACACAUGUAUAUGUCCCAAUGGAUAUGAAGGCGAUGGGAGGAAGCCGCCUGGAACAGGUUGUAGUCGAAAAGGCCAAUCCAAGAUCAUGAUUAUUGCCCUGGGUGUCUGCAUAAGCCUUUUAAUCCUGCUCGUGGGAAGUUCGUUGGUAUAUUGGGUAAUGCAAAGAAGAAAGCUCAAAAAAUUGAAACAGAAGUUCUUCAAACAAAAUGGUGGCUUAAUCUUAGAACGACAACUUCUGAAUCACAAAGAGUCUGUUGAGCCAGCUAAAAUCUUUAGUGCAGAAGAGCUUGAAAAGGCCACUAACAACUAUCAUAAAAGUAGAGUCAUUGGCCAAGGAGGCUUUGGAACUGUUUAUAAAGGAGUUUUACCAAAUGAUAGAGUGGUCGCCAUUAAGAAGUCCAAUGUUGUUGAUCAGAGCCAAAUUGAGCAGUUUAUAAAUGAGAUGGUUGUGCUUACUAAAAUUAAGCACAAGAAUGUGGUGAAGUUAUUAGGUUGUUGUCUUGAGACCGAAGUACCCUUACUAGUAUAUGAAUUCAUCACAAACGGGACACUUUUUGAGCAUAUUCAUGAUAAAAACCUGUCAUCCUCGCUCUCAUGGGAGAAACGUCUAAAGGUAGCAUUAGAAACUGCAGAAGCGUUAUCAUACAUCCAUUUCGAGACUUCUAUGUCUAUUAUACAUAGAGAUGUGAAAACUACAAAUAUACUUCUGGAUGAAAACCAUACAGCAAAAAUGUCUGACUUUGGAGCUUCAAGAUUAGUGCCUCUUGACCACACAAGAUUAACAACCGUGGUGCAGGGAACUUUGGGAUACUUGGACCCAGAAUACUUCCAUACUAGCCAACUAACUGGAAAAAGUGAUGUGUAUAGCUUUGGUGUUGUUAUUGCAGAGCUACUAACAGGUGAAAAAGCACUUUCCAUGGAUAGGCCUGAAAGUGAAAGAAAUCUAGCAAUGUAUUUUGUUACUGCAAUAAAAGAGGAUCGCCUCCUUCAGAUUAUUGAUGAUCGCAUUCUCAAAGAAGGUAAUACUGAGGAAAUAAAGGAAGUUGCUAAUAUAGCAAAAAAGUGUUUAAAUGUAAGAGGGGAGGAUAGACCUAGUAUGAAGCAAGUAACAAAGGAGUUGGAGGGAUUAAGACUUUCAGAAAAACACUCGUUGAAAAAGGUUGAUCCCAACACACAACAGACUAAACACUUGCCUAAUGCACCUACACAUUCUUUGGGAAUUGAUGUUGACAUCGGCAGCUCUUCCAUCAAUACUGUUGUUGCGGAUGACAGCAUGAGAAAUCAAGUAGUUAAACCAACAGAUGAUGAUGCUAGAUAAUUUGUUCAUCCUCAUCGAAGGCUAGCAUAGCCCAUCUCUCGUAGUCGUCGACAUUCAUCAUCACCACCCAUUUUAUUAUUUGCCCCUCCC